Messenger RNA from Pangasianodon hypophthalmus (striped catfish), 7926 nucleotides. RefSeq names its product growth arrest-specific 2 like 1 (gene gas2l1). The record is from RefSeq and is a predicted model, not a curated record. Lineage: Eukaryota; Metazoa; Chordata; Actinopteri; Siluriformes; Pangasiidae. Gene Ontology annotation, cellular component: cytoplasm; microtubule plus-end; actin filament. The transcript is spliced from 6 exons. Gene Ontology annotation, biological process: actin crosslink formation; microtubule bundle formation; protein localization to microtubule plus-end. Bases 1069 to 4137 code for a protein of 1022 amino acids. Gene Ontology annotation, molecular function: microtubule binding; actin filament binding; cytoskeletal adaptor activity.
UAACACUUUCUAAAGGCUCUAGAUGUCAGAUUUGAAAGUUUAACCAUCACUCUAUAUGGACCCUCUGUGUCUGUGUGUUUAUUAGUGUUUAAACUGAGUGUUUAAGUGUUUUAUUUUUCACCUCACCUCACUCGAUUUGCUUAUUUGGACGCAACCCCAGGGCCGCGUUCCAAACAGCUACGUAUCAGAAAUAUAGGGCACUACGUGCUGCGCUGACGUCACUUGUCCACUUAGUGCCCUACGUAGGGCGCGCGCGGAUAUUUGGGACGCAACCCGUUAGCUUCUCCUGUCGCUUUAAAGGACAAUUAGAGAGCAGAUAGCUUCGGUUAGGGGUGUUUCUCUCUCUCUCUCUCUCUCUCUCUCUCUCUCUCUCUCUCUCUCUCUCUCUGUAGGCGAGCAGUCACGCCUUUCUCACACCGGGAAUUACAGCAGAGUGUUGACACGCAAGUGGGAGAAACCCGAGGAUUUGAAAAAGAAAGAGAAAGAGACAGAAAAGGGGGGAAAAGAGAGAGAAAAAAAGGGUUAGCUGAGAGAGAGAGACGUCGCUUUCAGGCUUUGUUUUCAUCUGGAUGUGGAGUGUUAAAGAGAAAACCACACACACACACACACACACACGGAUUAAACACCUCAACACCACCCGAGUUGGAUGUGAUUAGAUCAGGACGUGUGUGUGUGUGUGUGUGUGUGUGUGUGUGUGUGUUGGAGGACUAUGGACCGAGGACAGUGUGAUGGGACGCAGGACAGAGAGAAGUUCAGGACGCCAUGGAAACCGUUCCACUGAUUAUUAGCAGCUAACACCAUCAUCAUGCCGGGAGCUUGAUUGAGCACAAUGUGGUGUUUGACGGAAACGUGGAUCUCACACACUUCUGGAUCCUUCACAGCUGCUUCUAAAGUGUGUUGAUUACAAACACACACACACACACACAGAGCUCAGAUACGUUCGUCAUCCUUCAGACACCUCGAGCGAGUGAUGUUGGUGUCUUCAUCCCGCUUUCAGCAAACUCAUCCAUCCAGACAAUCAGACGUCACUCCGUGUCUUUAUUAACGUUCUCAUUAAUCAGAAACAACAUGGCCGACCAGAGCAACAUCCAGUGCGCCGCUUCGAAAAGCAUCCGGCCGUUUAAGUCCAGCGAGGAGUAUCUCUACGCCAUGAAGGAGGACCUGGCCGAAUGGCUGAACGGCCUGUACGAUCUGGACAUCACGGCCGACACGUUCAUGGAGAGCCUGGAGACGGGCUGCGCCCUCUGUCGCCACGGCAACAACGUGAACCGCGCCGCACUCGAGUUCCUGUCCCAGCACCCGGAUUCGUCGCUCCUCGCUCCCAGGCGGGACGUGGCGUUCCAGUCGCGCAACGUGGUUCCCGGAUCGUUCGUGGCGCGCGACAACGUGUCCAACUUCAUCAGCUGGUGCAGGCACGAGCUGCGCAUCAAAGACGUGCUGAUGUUCGAGACCAAUGACCUGGUGGAGCGCUGCAACGAGAAGAACUUUGUGCUGUGCCUGCUGGAGGUGGCGCGCCGAGGGGCCAAGUUCGGCAUGCCCGCCCCCAUGCUGGUGCAGCUCGAGGAGGAGAUCGAGGAGGAGAUCCGUGACCAGGAGAACCUGCAGCAGAACGCCGACAAGCCGAGCAGCAGGAGGAUUAAUCGGGAGAAGAGGAACAGCAGCUCGGAUACGGAGAACGUCAGCAGCUGGAAACAGCAGAAGAGAGUCCUGUGUGACAUGCGCAACCUGGACGAGCUGGUACGGGAGAUCCUCGGCCAGUGCUCGUGCCCCGCCCAGUUCCCCAUGACCAAAGUCUCGGAGGGAAAGUACAAAAUAGGCGACUCCAGCGCACUGAUCUUCAUCAGGGUGUUGAGGGCCCACGUGAUGGUGCGUGUAGGCGGAGGUUGGGACACGCUCGAGCAUUACCUCGACAAACACGACCCUUGUCGCUGCAACGCCUACGCUCACCGCUCUCAGCAGGGUAAACCCAGCGGUCAGGCUCCUCACAGUAAGAACUCGAGCGCGCACUCGUCCCGCUCGGCCAGCCCCGGGCCUCAUUACAAACCGUCCGAGCGUCGCUCCCUGGACCCUUCGGCGCCUUCCGCUCCCUCCUCUUCCUCAUCGUCCUCCCCCAGACUCACCAGGGCCAACCUCGGAGACGCGGAGUCGAACAGGGGCAGGACGAACGGCGCGCUGCUGCCCAAACCGCCCCGAGACAAAUCAGAGCCACGCCAGCUCAACCCCAUCAGGAAUAAGGACACUCUGUCACAUUUGACUCGCCGUCUCUCUGGAGACAGUGACUCCUCUAAUGCCUCCUCUAAAGGUGGUGGUGGAGGACCAGGAGGAGGCGGAGGAGGACGUUUGUCUUUAGGAUCUCGUCGCAGUAACGGCGAAGAGGUGGUCUUCGUGGUCAACCGAAAAGAAGGCAAGCAUGUGAUCGAGCGCACAGGGGGCAGCGCUGGACAGAUGCCUGCUCUUCGCACCCCUCAGCCACGAACUCGCAGCACCUCCAGAGAACGCCCCGUACCUGCUUCCUCCUCCUCACCAGGCAAAAUGAAGCCCUGCCCGCCCCAAGGCGGCACCACACGCUUCGAGAGGGGCAGAUCCUUGGGGCCGGAUGGGCCCCGAAGGCUCCAGACUUCCCGCUCUCUCAGCCAGGGCAAGACUCCACAACGUGGGCGAGCAAGCGACGGUACACCUGCUUCCCCUCGCCACAGAGACGCUCAAGAUGACGCGAGAUCUAAGCAGGCACCUCCAGGUUCACCUAGGCUAAGCGGAGGCUUCUCUAAGAGACAAAUGCCCUCGUCAGCCUCUUCCUCACCUGUUAAAGGGGUCACCGGAAGUCCUAUGAAAAAGAGCACUGCGGCCCCGCGACCUACUGCCCCACGCUCGCCCUCUGUGGGGAAUCGGAGGUUGCUGCCCCCCAUCUCACAGCCAGGUCGGCGCUCUCCACACUCGACCCCCAGGUCCACACAGAGAUCAACCCAUCACCACCCACCACGGUCACCUCGAGCAUCAGGGAGGCCGACUCAGAGAGGAUGGGGUCAACAAAAUCAGCCAGAUCCCCAAGAUGACAUGGGGAUUGGGUUCAGCUUAUGUUCUUUACCCGCUCUGGAUCCAAAACGUGAGCUGGAGCUGUAUCGCAGCUUCGAGGCAGAGUUUCUGGCCAACACGGGCCAAGCCAGACUUCCUGAAACAAAGGAAGCAUCAAUGCAGCUUCCUGUCUCUCAGCAGGGCUUCAGGCCAUCAGGAGACGUUAAUGUAGCGGAUUCAGCCUACUCAUCUUCUAACUCCUCAUCCUCCUCUCUGAAUGUGGGGGGAAAAGUGGGAAUUCUGCCUGACUUGCGUGAGACGAGGCAUACUGACGGCGCCCGAAGCUGCGCCCUGGAGGAUCCUCCAACCUUGCUGCACAGCCAGACCCGAGCCGGUCUUCCCAACGGAGGCUACCGCAAACUUCCUGCCAUCUCCAGCUCCACAGAGGAAGGAGAUCCAGGACUCCACUCUAACCACCUCCACGCUGGUCUUCAAAUAAACGGGGGUCACAGGGGGUUCUCGAACUCUGUGGUACCCAUGGAGGCGCAGGCGGAUUGGGCUUGUUUGGAAGGCGAUGUCCCUUUGGACGAUCACGACCCAGAUCUACCCUACGACCAGGGUCUCUCUAAUGACAUCCCACUCCCAGACUCAUUCCCGUCACCUCCUCCACCUGAGGACUGCUCCUACAACGACUCCUCCAGCGAGAGCUCUUCCAUGUGUCUCAGCCUGAGCGAACAGAUUUCCGAAGGUUCCUGCAGCCCCCCGUCCUCGCUGGCUAAUGGAGACACGGACAGCACCGUGGUCCUCCGGGCCAAAAGAGGGCAGAAGAAGGCAGACAGGGUACCUUCCAUAUACAAGCUCAAAUUACGGCCGCGGAUACGGCCUCGCACGGACAACAGGCCCGAGAACAGUCCGUCACGCAUCCCAACGCCUCUCAGCUACAGAGAGCUACAGCAACGGAAGGCUUCCGGAAACCUGACGCCCCCUCAAUCGCCACACACCCGCAGAAAUCUGCACCAAGCCUUCGGCGAUGUUAUCCGCCAACAUCGGAGAUCGGCCAGCGUCGGAUCCAGAGAACGCUCGUUCUCGCCAGAGCCCAGCCUGGACCCGGACCCCUGGAUGUAAUCUGGAUUGGACGUUGAGAGUGACUUGCUUUCCCGAUCUUUCCACGACCCUGUGCACCUACGGAAAGGCUAAAUAACGACAGGACAAAGAUGCUAAAGCACUAAAAACAAAGAUGGCGUCUAUUAGCAUGACCUCUUGUUCAAGCAUGUCACGAAUCUCUCACAGCCUGAGCCUGGACACUUUUCUCCUGACUACUGGACUCCAAAAAAUAACAAAAAAAAAUUUUGACCAAAGUAUAUAUUUAGCUUAGCAUGUUAUGCAACUUCUUUUUAACUGUAUGAGAAUAUUUAUAGCUCGGCUGUUUUUUUUUAUUUUUUUAUUUUUUUUUUUUCUGGUUUACGCACGCUAUAAACUUCAAGAAGAUGAAAAAGGAGGAAAUGAGAACGAUGACGAAAGAGCACAGGGUUCUCUCAAGGACAAAAAGUCUGAAGCGUCACUUCGGUGAGCGGAAAAUAGUGACGGAAGCGAGAAGUCGGCGCUCGUGUUUCCCAUGACGUCUUCGGCGAUACAAGUCGGAUCGCGUCCUUCGCUCGAACAAACGCGACUCUCACUUCGAAUGUCGUGACUGGACCUGAAACGGAUUAUGGCUUUUUAAUUUUACGCAUUUUAAGUUCCUACUUUGUGCUUGUUUUAUUUGGGGUUGCUAUAGCGACAACUUAUUUUACAAAAGGACAAACUGGGUUUGGGUUUUUUUUUUUUUUUUUUUUUUUUCUCUCUGAGAAUAUUGCUUUAUUUAAACAUAAACUGAAGGAGGCGGAGUUUGGAGCUGUCAUUCAAGCAAGUUUGGAUCCUAUUGGACCACUACGUUGGUGUAAACCAAUCAGUGACUCAGUGAAAUGAUGCGGAACGUAGGAAGGCUGGAACCGAGUCUACGUUUGCAUUUUCUUUAUCUUUUUUUUUUUUUUUUUUUUAAAUACCGUAUUUUCUGGACCCGUAAAUUCAUUCUGGAACAAUCUUCUAGAAAAUUCCGUCUCUGCGUGAGGGUACAUUUCAUAUUUUUAUUUCUCAUGAAAAAGUUAUAUUUAGCACCUUUUCUUUCUCCCUGUGGAAACAUUUAAAGGUUCUGUGUAGAACCCUAUGACAGACCUUUUUAAGUUUUAGAGUAGAAGCCAUUUAGAAAGUGUUUCACUUCAAGUUCUAUAAAGAACAUGAGUCAAGAUCUUCUGGGCUCCAGUGGACUCCAUGUCAUGGGUUCUGUAAAUAGACAGAACCCUGGAUUUUAAAUAACUAUCUUGAGGUAUCUUGAGAACCUUCCUAGAACAUUUUCUGAAAGGGAAACUCAGCAUAGAACAAUCAAGGGUUCCCUCACAGAUCCAAAGCAGAGAUCCCUAAGGGUUCUAGAGUCAACCUACGAUGUUGACGGGUUCUAGAUUCAAUCUAGAAGUUCAUGGCAUACAGACAAAUCCUUUGGAGCGUAACCUUUCAUAGAGUUUGUCAAAUAGAAAUAGUUUUAUCUAGAACCAUUAAACAUCAAAUGAACUUUUAAGGAACUUUUAAGCUGUUUUUUUCUAAGAAUGUAGGGUUCCUCAAAGGUUCCUCAAGGGUUCUUUAAAUAACUCUAUAUUCUUAGGAAAAAUAAAAAAACCUAAAAGUUACUUAAACAUCAAAUGAACUUUUAAGGAACUUGUAAGCUUUUUGUUUUUUCCAAGAAUAUACAGUUCUUCAAAGUUUUCUUAAGAGUUCUUUAACUGGUUAAUGGUUCUAGCUUUCUAAAUGAAAAUGCUCUGCUGUAAAUUUUGAGAUUCUCCCACAAAUGCAAGCUGAAGAACCUUACGGGUUCUAGAGCCUUUUUUUAAAAGACCGUGGCGUAUAUGCAAGUUAGUGGAUAGAUAAAUUGUAGCUAGUCAGCUAGAACCCGUUUUUAAAUAACCUUUCUUAGGAGCAAAAUACUGUCAAAUAGAGACGGUUCUACCUAGAACCAUCAACCAGACCAAAGGAACUUUUUAAAGAACGCUGUUUUUCCUAAGAGUAUAUUUAUGGUGGAGCAUCAAAAAGGCUUCCUCGAGGGUUUCCUAAAAUAGUUUUAGUCCUCUGUCAUAGGGUUCUGUGAAGUACCUUUUAAGGUUCUCCACAAAUUCAAACUGAAAAAUUUUAAGGAGUAUAAAUUCAACCUAGAGUAUAGUUAAAGGAUUGCUUUAACAGUUUCAGCUUUCUGAAGGAAAAUUGUCUGUUGUAGGGAGUCACACAGAACCUUUGAGGGUUCUCCAAAGAACUUUAAAAUUUUUUUUUUUUUCUUCUUCUUCCCAAAAGAACAGGGUCAAAUUGUAAGUCGUCAUCUAGUGCAAGAAAACCGUAGAGUUUAACGGUUCUCUGGAACUUUCUGAGGAACCCAUUUCUUCUUAAGAGUGUAGCUCUUUUUUUUUUUCUAGCUAGUUCUAAAGGAAAGCCCACUGUUCUGUAGGGUUCUGCGUAGAAUCUUUUGGGGUUCUCUGAAGAACUUAACAGGUUCUAGAUUCAACUUUUUGAAGAACUUCUUUUGUUUUUUUUGUUUUUUUAUCCCCGGAGAAUAUUUUUUCGUUCAGCUACGAUUCUGUGAUUUCUGCUAGCGCGAGAUAAAAACGUUGCCGUAUGGUCCAGAAAAUACGUUAAAAUACGAUGAAUCCGUUAAAUCACCUGUUCACGAAUUGCUUUUCCAGAAACACUAGAUUAUAAACACACACACACACGGUUGCGAUAUGUUCCGUCUGCGACGUGCACGCUGGACUCACUCGCUUAUAAAAAUAUUAGAAAUAUCUUAAGAAAAAAAAAGAAUCUGUAUAUAAAUAGAAAGUAUUUAUGUUCUUAAAAGGAUUAAGGUAUAUGUAAUAUAUGUGUAAAUGUUCAUUGUUGUGGGCUUGUGUUGUGAAUUUACUGGAGUUUAAGUUUAUAAUUGUAAAAUAUUCACGCCGUUAAAACGUGGGUUUGGGUCGAUAUGUUUUUUUUCUUUCUUUCUUUUUUGUUUUUGUUUGUUUUUUUGUCUCAGCUAUGCAAUAUCGCUGUGAGAAAUGUUGCCUUGACAAUUCAUCUUGCCUUAAAGAACGCACAAGUGUGUGCGCGAGUGUGUGUGUGCGCGAGUGUGUGUGCGCGAGUGUGUGUGCCCGAGUGUGUGUGCGCGAGUGUGACGUUGCACCCUUCAUUGUCGUCUAACUUUAAAAAAAAAAUCACUACAUUAAGAACACACACUAUAUAGUUUAGCUCCUUAUGGUACCACGUGAAAACAAACUCCGCCCCCUGAUCACGUGACUCGACGUAUUUCGGACAAGGUGGAUUCUGUAGAGGGCUUCGAUGUAGCAAACGGCUACACAACGAGUACACAAAUAUGAAAGGUUCUCGAGGUUCUCGAGGUCGUGGAUAGUAACUUGUAGUCGUGUGGCGCCGCCUAGUGGCUGAGUCAGCGACCGACGCGGCCGUCGUUUCAUCACAGAAGCAGGUUUUAGUGUUUUAGAGGAAAGAGAGAGUGAUGUAAAUGUGUGCGCUGGAAUGAAGGAAGUGCGUAUGUGAAGGUUUGGAGGUGUUUUGUGGGGAUGUGUGUAACGUUUAAGGUGUUUAACUCGAGGUGGAUGAUGUCGCUGCUCGAGGUUUUGGAGUUAUUAAGUGAGAAACUUGAUACGCUUUUAGAUUUACGGUUUAUUCGUCCGUCCUUUAAAGCCUUAAUCAGGAACCAAAACGAUGCGAUUCAUCUGAUACACGCCGCAGAACCCGAUCAGAACCCGAGUUUAUCCAAAAACCCUUUUUUUUUUUUUUUUUUUUUAAUUAUUAUUAUUAAUUAUUAUAUAAUGUUUAUAUAUGAGAUGGACAUUUUUUUUUCUU